ACGAAAUCGAACGAGAGGACGAGAGAGAGAGCGAGAGAGACACACAUUCAAUUGUUUUUCGGAGACUGUUUGGUAGUUCAACCCGGCGUGGCUCGAGAUUAAUCGUUUCCUAGCAUCAUCCUAAAGUUUGCGGUUCGAGGCGUCGUCGAAAGCCGCAGUUCCAGCGGUCGGUCGGAGCCCCGUGAGGCCUUGCUGUCUGGUUAAAGGGAGCCCGAAGAGGACUCGUAGUGACUGGCUGGCUGCUCGCUUCUCUCCGUGAGAAUGACAAGAUGGGACUAAAGUGAAGCUUUUUGCCACCCUGCCUUUGAAGCCACCCCAACAAGUAGCUGGUCUCAGCUCAGCCUCUCCCCUUCACUUAUCUUGCCGUGACACACCUCAGCCGACAGUCAAGCUACAUAGAAGAUGGACGUCUGACAGAGGGACCAGAGGGCGACACAAGACUUUACCCACCUUCCCGCCAGAGGCCAUGGCAGCCCUCAAACGGCACCAUGACGGGAAGAUCGCCGGGCUGUACGACCUGGACAAGACGCUGGGCCGAGGACACUUCGCUGUGGUCAAACUGGCCCGACAUGUCUUCACUGGAGAAAAGGUGGCGGUGAAGGUGAUCGACAAGACCAAGCUGGACACUGUGGCGCGAGGUCACCUUUUCCAGGAGGUGCGAUGCAUGAAGCUGGUUCAGCACCCCAAUGUGGUGCGCCUGUACGAGGUCAUCGACACGGCCACCAAGCUCUACCUCAUCCUGGAGCUGGGGGACGGCGGGGACAUGUUCGACUGCAUCAUGAAGCACGAAGGAGGUCUCAGUGAGGAAGUGUCCAAAUGUUACUUCGCCCAGAUCGUACAUGCCAUCUCCUACUGCCACCGGCUGCACGUGGUUCACCGGGACCUGAAACCAGAGAACGUUGUGUUCUUCGAGAAGCAGGGCGUCGUCAAGCUCACCGACUUCGGCUUCAGCAACAGGUUUCAGCCGGGGAAGAAGCUCAACACUUCUUGCGGCUCGCUGGCGUACUCUGCUCCCGAGAUCCUGCUGGGGGACGAAUACGACGCUCCCGCUGUCGAUAUCUGGAGUCUGGGUGUGAUUCUCUUCAUGCUGGUGUGCGGUCAGCCGCCCUUCCAGGAGGCCAACGACAGCGAGACGCUCACCAUGAUCAUGGACUGCAAAUACACGGUGCCCCCGCACAUCUCCGGCGCUUGCCGAGAUCUUAUUGGCCACAUGCUCCAGCGUGACCCCAAAAAGCGAGCGACUCUGGAGGAGAUCGAGAACCACGCAUGGCUCCAAGGCGUCGACCCUUCGCCGGCCACUAAGCUGUCCACGCCGCUGGUGUCCCACCGUAGCUUGCUGGAAGAAGAGCACAGCUCCAUCAUCCAACGCAUGGUGCUGGGUGGCAUCGCGGACCGAGAUGCCAUAACUGAGGCUCUGGAGUCGAAUCAGUACAACCACAUCACAGCAACUUACUACCUGCUGGCUGAGAGGAUGCUGAGGGAGCGGCAAGAGAAGGAACAGCACAGCCAGACCCGAUCGCCCAGCCCCAGCAAGGCGCAGUUCAGGCAGUCCUGGCCCACCCGGGUGGAUGUCCACCAGGAUGUCAGCGAUGGAUUGGGGGGUCCGGCUAUGUCACACCCCGGGGGGCCCCAGUCCCCAGCCCGCAGCGCUGAGAGCCUCCACAAAGGCCCCCGACCCAAAACGGCUCUGCUGGACCUCAGUCAGAGGCAGGACAAACAGCAGUCACCCAGUCAGAACCAGGACAAGGGGCUCCGGCCUCUCUCCAAGCCCCACUCUAACCCCCUCAGACUGGGCUCUCUGACCUCAGGGGGGCCCUGUAAAACCCACAGUUGCAGCCUUUUCAGCGUGGAGGAGGACGAGGAAGAGGAGGGGGAGGACCGAUGUUCUCCCUCUACUCCUCCCGCCCAAGUGGUGCUCCGCUCUAAAGCCUCGUCGUCCCUCGCCUCGUCCCGUAAUCGGUUGACAUCCCGCAUGAGCGCUCCGGUUCUCAACCAGAUCCACGAGGAUGAGAAAGGGGAGGAUGAGGAGGAGGAGGGGGAGUUAAAAGGGCUCGGCCUGACCAAACCCAGUCUCAGCCUCAAUCUGAACUCUAGAACAGCGUCGCCCCCGUCACCUAAAAGCACGGGCUCGGCGGCGGCGCCCGUCAUCACCCUGACGCCCUCCUCGGAGACCAGCGAUGAGAACACGGAGAGUCGGCAGCCAUCGGACGCGGCGGUCGGCGAGGUCACCGAGGACGGCGAGAAAAGGGCGGCUGCCCAGGACAGCCCCUCUCACUGCGCCAGCCCCGGGUCCAAUUCGGGCCAAGGCAAGAACUCUGCCAAAGCUUCUACCGGCCUGGUGGAAAGCCUAAAAUUGAUGAGCUUAUGCUUCAGCUCGCAGUUCCACAACCUGACGGGCGGCGCGGGCGGAGGCACGCCCGGCAAUGGUCCGGCCGGCAUCGGCGGGGAUCCUCAGGAACGCCCCGUGUGGAGGAUGUGCGUGGGGGGCUCCACUGGCAGCCUAGACAAGGUCUCGCUUCUUGGGGGACCGUCGCCCCGGGGGAACCUCUACCAGCAGCCACCUCCCUUGGCGGACGCACUGGGCGACCCCCUGCUGGAAGGCUCCUGCUCAGGGACCCUGAUGCUGGGGGAGCUGGACCUGGCCCGCGGGAAUCACAGGAACAUGAAGAACCGUGCCCUGCAGAUGCCUCUGAGCGACAAGACUCUGUCGGUCAAUAUCCACCGCAGUCCUAAAGAGGGUCUGCUGUGCACCCCCACCCCUCACAGCUGCUGCCAGGUCAUCUAGGGGGGGUCGCAGUUCCACACUCCUACACUCCUUCACUCAUUGUCUUGUUUUCAUCCAGGCGUGGGCGCACAUGGUUAUGGAAAGCUGUUUGAGCACUUAUUCAAUAUCCUUGAUAUCCAGCUUAAGGUCCGUUUACUAGUAUGCCCUUUGUCCGCAUUUGUAAUACAAUUCAGCGGACUAGUGUUCUGACACAACAUGGUGUCAAUGCUCCUCAACUCACUUCAACGUAGUUCCUUGGCAUCAAGAUGGCGCCAAAACAGUACCUUAAUUGGACAUUAUAAAAUUCUGCUAGUUACUUCUAGCACUUCACUAGUAAUAUUAGUACCACAAGUAGCACGCAGUUGUCAAUUAUUGCAGUUUUGCCUCACUAGUAACAUGUAGUUGUCCUACUAGUAUGCCGAAGUUGUCCUACCAGUGUGUAGAAAUGUUAUAUGGUCCUGGGAAAAAUUUUACUAGUAAGAAAAAGCCAUCCUACUAGUGCGCUGACCUAUUAGUGCAUGGACCUUAAGAUGGAUAUCAAGGAUAUCAAAUAAAUGCUUAAACAGCUUUCUAUUCACAGUCACACUUGCCGUUUAUUUGUUUGGCGGAUCACCCAGGAGGUGAUCCAAACGCUGACCUUACACAUUCAGAGACGCUGUGGCCUGUUUUUUUUAUUUUUAAUGUUUUUAUUGUGUGUUUAUAUUAUUACUAUUAUAUAUUUUUUUAAAAGAGGCAUUAAGUGCACUAAUGUUAUGCACAAGGUUAGUACACAGUCAUUCAUGUAAUAUACGUAAACACACAAACACUGAUAUGACUUGCUGUUCAAAGGAACAUCUGGGCAGUUUUCAUCUCUUGUUACAUUUUGUUGCACUGUGCUGUUUUUAAUUUACUAAUUUUUAAAUUAUUUUUUAAAACGUUUGUUUUUUUAUUUAAAAAAAAAUAAUAAUUAUGAUGACUGAAAGCGUGCUUUCAUGAAAAUGGGGACAAAUGAAAGAGUCAAGUAGUUACGAUGGCGCACAGUAUUUGGUAGUCCAUCACUUUUAUUUUUCUAACUGGAGUGUCCGCUCUGCUAUGUAAAAAAGAGAGAAAAACUAGCCUACACAAGCCAGUGUGCAGCAGACAUAGUGUACAUAUGUGAAUAAGACUCCUAAGCACUUCAUAGUGUUGACGCAUCACCGUAGAAAGCACCAUUACUCCUCUCUUCCUGCUGGAUUAUUUAAGAUCUGACAACUUGAAGUGACUCAGACUGGAAGCAAAACAAACAAAAAGACAUUACACACAUGUACAUACCUGUACAUGUGCCAAAAUGGCAGCUUUUUAUCUUAACAUUCAAAAGGGAAUUAAGUGUGUGGAAGUGAACCUGCGUGCAUCCAGAUGUUUUACCGUAAUCGCGGUAGCCGCUGUUGUAGCCUCAUUCCAAAAACAACCCUAAUUGGGACGGAGGAGGGGGUCUCCUCUUAUAGCUCAUGACAACAGUUUCCCCCUGACCCACAUCAAGCAUCGCUAUGUGUAAUUGGACGUGUGACUUACCCCUGGUGGAAUAUAUAUCUUGACAGUGCAUGUGUUAUUGCUGUAGCAACCUACAAUCCACCUGUAGUGUGUGUGUGUGUGUGUGUUUUUAUGUACGCG
Molecule: messenger RNA, 4393 nt
Organism: Phycodurus eques (leafy seadragon)
Lineage: Eukaryota; Metazoa; Chordata; Actinopteri; Syngnathiformes; Syngnathidae
Gene: snrka
Product: SNF related kinase a
Exons: 8
Coding region: 467-2785 (772 amino acids)
Biological process (GO): protein phosphorylation; microtubule cytoskeleton organization; intracellular signal transduction
Cellular component (GO): cytoplasm
Molecular function (GO): ATP binding; tau-protein kinase activity; protein serine/threonine kinase activity
Source: RefSeq, a predicted model, not a curated record